Paramuricea clavata is the source of this 1937-nucleotide messenger RNA. Lineage: Eukaryota; Metazoa; Cnidaria; Anthozoa; Malacalcyonacea; Plexauridae. The record is from the annotation of a GenBank genome assembly.
AUGGAAGAAUCAUUUAAGGAGGUGUUUGGAGAGAUAAACAAGCUUAUCUCAGAGGGGGAAAUUGAUGUUGAGGGGGAAAUUGAUGUUGAGGGAGAAAAGAUUCAGCUGGAAUUUUUUCUUGGUGGUGACUAUAAGGUAGUAUUAUGUCACAAAUUUAUUAAUAACAAUGAAAUCAUGUACAGUGCAGUAACUGUUAUAUUUGCCAUAUCAAUAUUCUCUCAGCUGAAGAGAAUAAAAAUGCCCACAAUCUUCUCCUGCAUAUAAUUUAACAAGUUGAGAUCAUUAUUGAGAAGCUGUUGUGAUUAGUCCUUAGGCCAAUUGUACAAUACAUUGUUUUGUAAUAUACAAAAUAUGCUUUUAUUUUGUAGUUCUUGCUGGCAAUACUUGGAAAUGAAUGCUGCUAAUUCAAUAUUUGCAUGCAUUUAUUGUAAAAUUCCUAAACAAUUAAGGUAUAAAUUGACUGUGUUUUGUAUGUUGUAUUGAUGUAAAAGACUUACAAAUUCACAACGCCGGUGAGAGGAGGGGCAGGGAUGGCCAGAGUGUUAAUAGGCUCCAGGAAAUCCAUGGUAUGCCAUCAGCUUGAGGUCAAUGGGGCUAGGGGUCUGUGUUCAUCAAUUUGUCCCAGGCCCCAUGGUUGGUUCUUGCUGGCUUUACAAAAAGAUUUAUUUUGCUUUUCAUUAUAUUCAUUUUUAGGUGGGACAUGUCAAAGGUAGAAGAUUACUACUGGAAUGAUGAGAUGUGAAGAACACUUGAAGACAUAGUGCUGUGUUGUACAAAGAAGAAGGACAACUUUGGUUGUAUUUUGCCUCCAUUGUUGAAUAUAAAGCUGAAUAAUGUUAGGGUUGAUGAGCUCCACCUUUUACUAAGAAUAACAGGUAUGUACAAAUACUACACAUCUAUUUUUUGCAAAUUUGGUUGAAAUAGACAGUAGACAUGUAGUACUGUACAUUUAUUUUUUACAAUUAUGUAAUAUUUCCAGAUGUCCUGGAAAAGAACAUUAUCAUCAACACAGUGCAAUGGGACCUCAGCGACAACAAGGAUAAACGAGGAAAAGAUCCCAAAGGAGUUCACUUAACCACCCAUGUUAAAGCCAUCAACGAGUGUGGAAUUCCUUUCAAGGUGUGGGAGAAACCCGAUAAUAAUGGGAAAAAGACCAGCAGAUAUGAUUGGAGAAGUUUGGUGGGACAGGAGAAGAAAUUGCUUGAGGAAUUGCCCAAAAAAUUUGCCCAAGUGUUGCGACCGGACAUAUGCGACACAGUGACAAAAAUAUGGAAGGUAGGUUUCCAGCAAAAACUAUGCAGUAGUGGUCUCUACAUGCGCCCUCGUCACAAACAGAACAAUUUUUUUUAACUAGGCUAUGUACUGUAUGAUGACAUCUCACUUUUUUACACAUUUGCAGGAUUUUGGAAAGUUGUACAAAACUGUAACACAUUGGGCACCAACAAGGGAAGAGCAGGAAUCUUUUUUCAAGCAGGUAAUACUCCUGUUGUAAUGCUGUAUGACUCAUAUCUAGAUGCAAAGUCUGAAGUAGAUGACUUAACUGUCAUCUAUAAUUAUGUUAUUCCAACAAUCCUAACCCCUAGACAAGUACUAAAAAGUCUUUGGCUAAAAUGUUUAAUAUGAAAGGCAGCUGCCACAAUAUGGCAGAUGAUUGGAUUAAUGUCUUUCUCAGUUUGAAAGACAAGCAAGAUGGAUACAGCAAAGAAAAUGUAACACCCUAUGUGCACAUGCUGGUCUAUCAUGUCCCAAGGUUCUUGUCAGAUGUUGAUGGGAUGAAGAUUUUCACAGGUCAAGGUGUUGAAAGGACUAAUGUGGUACGGUCAAUCUACGACAAGAAGUGUAACAAACAUGACGCCUUGCCUGUAAGGAUUCGCUGCUGGCCCUUAAACGUCUGGACCACCUUGCAGACUAUCAAGUGCAACCAAAUACCUACUUGA